AUGAAAUACUUCGGUGAGGAUUAUGUCCCAGUUACCUUACAGCGCCUCCAUGAAACAUACUUAGACGUAAAAGACAAUAUGAUCGAAAGUCGUAAAAAAAACAGGGAACGUAUUAAUGCUAAAAUACACACACAAAGCUAUGAGAUUGGUGACCCUGUUUAUUAUUAUGACCCCACUACUAAGUUACAUCAUUCAUCUAAACUAACUAAUCAUUGGAAGCCCUAUUAUCGUAUUGUUGACCAAUAUUCGCCUGUAAAUUUCAAAAUCAGGCAUCAGUUGUCAGGAAAAUCAAAGAAUGUCCAUAAAGAUAAUAUUCGUUUAGCCCAUUCAAAUGUUGAAUGGGAUCAAGAGAGAGUAAAUCGUACACAUAUUCUGGAUAAGGUUCUUCAUCCUGAGUUAGACAUCUCUAUCAGACGUCAACCUUUCCGUUCUGCAAAAGGCGUACCCAGUAAGCAACAGGUCUUUCAACAUAAUUCAGACUCUUAUUCGGACGAUGACAAUAUCCCACUGGCACAGUUACGAUCUAACGAGGCAAAUCAUACUAAUGCCAAUAUUGAUUUCUCCAACCAGUUGCACUCUCAUACUGGUACUGAGGUUGAAUAUUCUGACGAAGAGGAAUUUUAUAUCUAA
Molecule: messenger RNA, 630 nt
Organism: Lottia gigantea (owl limpet)
Lineage: Eukaryota; Metazoa; Mollusca; Gastropoda; Lottiidae
Exons: 1
Coding region: 1-630 (209 amino acids)
Source: RefSeq, a predicted model, not a curated record